ACUGCGCUGUGGUAUUCAGAGCGCGCGCCCGCCCGCGCGGGAGAACGGAGCCCCCUUUGAACUGGGACCACACCGCACACACGACACAACACUCCGGGCUUCGAGAAGGAUGCAGGGAUUCAUCUUAUUGGACUCUGUCGCCCAUUAAUUUAGUCCGUAGUGUAUUACUAGACAACGAGCCGCCUGAUGACCAGCCCCGGGAUUUCACCUCGUCCUUCAGAGCCGCGCGAAUCACCAGAAAAAACGGCCGACCUUUCCCCCCUCCGACGGUCCGCCUCGGCUCUUUCCACAUAAAAGAAGCCCAGAGGCCACCGUCAGCAUCGUGGACUGGGCCGCCGACCGAUGGGUUUUCACUCCGGAACUGAGCCUUCUCUCCUGGGACGGUGCUAGGUGUUGCUGCUCUCGGACCCUAGAACUGAGCCCCCUGCGGAACCGACGGCAGUGCUGCUGGAGCGUGCGGUGCCGAGACUGACCAGGUUUCCGACAUCCACAGCAGGACCGAGGACGAAUGAGGACCGGGGAGCCCGAAGAACGGAUGUCUUCCAAGCGACCAGCCUCUCCAUAUGGGGGAACAGAUGGAGAGGUAGUCAUGGCGACCAGCAGACAGAGAUUGGAAGAUGAGGAGAGUGACGGACAGCCCGUCAUUCACUUGCCCCUAAACUCCUACAGUAGCAAAGUGUCUCCUCGGUCUUUGGACAGCCCCGCAAGCCUGCACAACUCCACGGAGCAUGAUGGUGCUAAGGGUGCCCCACUGAGCCCCUACGCCCAGCACACCUCUUCUACCUCACCUGCCAAGAUGGAGGACGGCGGACGCCCAGGGAGUGAGCCAGGAACAGCGGCUGCAGCGGCAGUGGCAGCAGCUGGCACUCCUGAGCGCCGCAAGGGCAGCUUGGCUGAUGUGGUGGACACACUGAAGCAGCGAAAGAUGGAGGAACUGAUCAAGAAUGAGCCAGAAGAACCCCCCAGCAUUGAGAGGCUGCUUUCCAAGGACUGGAAGGACAAACUGCUGGCCAUGGGAUCUGGGAACUUUGGAGAAAUUAAAGGGACCCCAGACAGCCUGGCGGAGAAGGAGAGGCAAUUGAUGGGCAUGAUCACGCAGCUGACCAGUCUGAGGGAGCAGCUGCUGGCCGCCCACGAGGAACAGAAGAAGCUUGCUGCCUCACAGAUCGAGAAACAGCGACAGCAGAUGGAGCUGGCCAAGCAGCAGCAGGACCAGAUUGCCCGGCAGCAACAGCAGCUCUUGCAACAACAGCACAAAAUCAACCUACUGCAGCAGCAGAUUCAGCAGGUCCAGGGUCAGCUGCCCCCCCUGAUGAUCCCAGUGUUCCCGCCAGACCAGAGGACUCUGGCUGCAGCUGCUGCACAGCAGGGCUUUCUCUUGCCACCAAGUUUCAGCUACAAGCCAGGCUGCAGUGACCCUUACCCUCUGCAGCUGAUUCCUACCACUAUGGCAGCAGCUGCUGCAGCAACACCUGGUCUGGGCCCACUACAGCUCCAGCAGCUUUACGCAGCCCAGCUGGCAGCCAUGCAGGUGUCUCCGGGGGCCAAGCAUGGCAACAUGCCCCAGGCCAACCUUGGCACGCACUCGCCCACUAGUGGUCAGACAGAUAAGUGCAGGAGCACCCCACCACCAAAACCCAAGGAUGAGGGUGCUCAGCCCCUGAACCUGUCGUCCAGGCCUAAGGCGGCCGAAAGCAAGUCACCCACCUCCCCCGCUUCCCCACAGGUUCCCACCGUGAAGCUGGGUCCCGGCUCCCUGAAGCAUAGCACCCCUGCCAGCAUCAGCAGUUCUGCAACUCGCGUCGGCUCCAUAGACCUGCUGUCCUCCAUCACGUCAGGCGGGUACCUGAAUGACCACGAGGCGGUGAGCAAAGCUUUCCAGGAGGCCCGGCAGAUGAAGGAGCAGCUGAAGCGAGAACAGCAGGUGCUGGACGCCAAGGUGGCUGUCGUCAGCAGCCUGGGCAUCAGCAGCAGUCGCUCGGAGAAGGAGAAGGCUGCCCUGGAGAACCUUACCCAGCAGCUGAAGCACUCCGAAGAGGGAAAGUUCAGCCAUGCCAUGAUGGACUUAAACAUCAGUGGGGACUCAGACGGCAGCCCUAGUGUGUCGGAUUCACGGAUGUUCCGGGAGUCUCGUGGAAGAGGGAACAGCGAGCCGCACAUCAAGCGACCUAUGAACGCCUUCAUGGUGUGGGCGAAGGAUGAGCGGCGGAAGAUCCUCCAGGCCUUCCCUGACAUGCACAACUCCAAUAUCAGCAAAAUUCUUGGCUCCCGUUGGAAGGCCAUGACCAAUCUGGAGAAGCAGCCGUACUAUGAGGAGCAGGCUCGGCUCAGCAAACAGCACCUGGAGAAAUACCCCGACUACAAAUACAAGCCCCGUCCCAAGCGCACAUGCCUAGUAGACGGCAAGAAGCUGCGCAUAGGCGAGUACAAGGCCAUCAUGCGCAACCGCCGCCAGGAGAUGCGUCAAUACUUCACUGUUGGGACACAGGGCCAGCUGCCCCUGUCCUCCGCGGGUGUCGUAUAUCCUGGUGCCCUUCCCAUGGCAGGCAUGCCAUCCCCGCAGAUGCCCUCGGAGCACUCCAGCAUGUCCAGUAGCCCGGAACCCGCUGUGCCAGUCAUCCAGAGCCCGUACCUGGGCGGCUUAAAGGGAGACGAGCCCCGUGUGAAGGAGGAGGAAUUGCGGCUGGAUGACGGAAAUGCUGACGCCUACGAAGACUUUGACUAUGAGGAGGAGGAUGGGGAGUAUGGCAGCGACAGCGAGAAUCACAUUGCUGAGCAGGCGCACUGAUCUGGGUCAGAAACUGAAAAAGGCCAGGGGAAGCUCGGGGCAGGGAGGGAAGUGGAGGAGAGGGGGGUGGGGCUACCACACCCACACAAACCCCAUCCCCACCCCCUUUACUGUGCUUACAUAUGCCCCCUCCCAGAUCAGAGCCAUGCCCCAACCCAGCAAAUUCCCCUUGUGCCAGCAGCCAAGCACAGGAACUGUCUAACACUGACUGUUACAGAAGCAGAGAGAGUCUUAAAGGAACCCAUAAACUCUCCGUGUGCCCAGUGGGGGUAAAACAAGGAGACACAAUAAGCUACAGGAUGGAAACUGAAAAAAAAACACAAGACUAAGCACUGAAGCCUGAUCCCUCUGGACCUGUUUAUUAAACAAGAGACACUUUUAAAUGGCUAACCUGUUUGUUCAUAAAGAGACACUUUUAAAUGGCUUUUUUUCUUGGUUCUAUAAUAUUCUCACUCAGGUACAUGGUGCCAACAAGUGGCUUGUGAAUGUGAUAUAUUGUUUUGUGCUACAGUUUUAAGAAACAAACAUUUUAGUUUUUUUGAUUUUCCUUUCAGUAAAAAGCACCUGACAAGAGUAUAGAACAGGCUUCUCUCCAGCUUCAGUUGGUUUGGCUUUCUUUCCAGCUACACAUUUAUCUCUCAAGUCACUUCCUUCUUUUUGUUGCUCAUCUGCACGGACACUGCAUCCUGUAGGAAGUGCCAAAUUAGCACCAAGCAUUGAGUACGGGAGGUUUUUUGACCCUUGUCAGGUGUUAGGACUGUGAGACUUUGAUCUGUGCCCCAUCCUGGGACAGCGAGGACAGUCGUAGACAAUCUCCUUCCCAGACAACCAGCAGCUCUCUGUCUCUUUCUCAUUCCUCUUUCCGUUUUCUUUUUUCCUCUCAUUCUGGUCAUGGUGACUGUGGGUGCUGCUCUCAGGUGAACGGGAGGAAAUGGGAGGAGGAUCGGAAGAGAAGUGAUGUUUGUGAAAUCUGGGUGCAAAUUAGGGAGAGACUUGGAGAAAAGGAGAGACAUCAUGUCUAUGAACUUCAGGUGUUGGGUUAGGUGUUGGAAUAGGAGUCUGCUGAAGGAAGGGUGGCUUAUGAAUCAGAGAAAUGUUAUGUAUAUGAACCACAUGAGUUUUGUGUGUGUGUGUGUGUGUGUGUGUGUGUGUGCGUGCGUGCGUGCGUGUCAGUGCACACGUGAAAGAGAGUGUGUUUCCUGGUGCAGUAAUUGUGAUGAACUGUUAUCACCAUCUAGGGGGACCUUUCACCUUUCCGUACUCACGGUUGCACACGGGCUCCAUUUGUUCCUUCAUUAUAAAUAUUUACGUAUAGAUCUAUAUUGCUGCGCUUCUUUGCGUAGAUGUUUAAUAAUGUAACAGGUGCACUUCUGCUGGAAGGAAAUGACACUCAACAUUUUAUUUCGUUUCUCCCUAGCGGCACUCAAGAAAUUAUCAGAAGCAUGUGCCGUACUGAAAAAUAGCUAUUCCUGCAUUUGAAAAAUGAUCUUUUAGCCUCUGAGACUUUGCAUUUUGAAUUGAAACAGGAAACGUGCCCUUACCUCAGAGUGUUAUUGGCAGCCCUCUGGGAAUGUGCGCGCACGCAUCUGCUGUUAGAGCCAUUAUCAGGCUUCUCAUACCCUUCCAUGGCACUUUCCAAAAUGAACAGAUGAGGUGGUUGACUUCUCUGAGAGAAACCAGUAUGGUGUGGGUUUUGCCCAUGCCUUCAUGUUUGUGGGAGCGCAGUCGGCAUCUGACCAUGGCCACUUGACACUCGCGAUGUCUGCCGACGCCAUUUGCCCAGAGUCUGUGACAUUCGCACUCAGAUGAUCCCAAGCAGCAAAUGCAUAGGAGUGAGCUGCAUUGCAUUGUGGGUAUGUUUUCACUUAACUCUCCAGUUUCUGAAACCCUAUUAGCACUGAACUCUGGCCCAGUCUUAACAGUGCAGUGAAUGAGACAGGGUUACAGCUUCAGCAGCCAGCAGGACAAACACAGGCUUUUAGGAGUACGGAUUCUCCCCUGGAAGGUCUGGAUCCCUGUUCAAGGGAACACAGACUCACGCUGGCUGCUGUACAACCCCUUGACAGGGAACCCUUCCAACAAGAGUGAGCUUCACCUUCUUUGCUCGAUGGCAACGGACAAUUGUUAGGGAUCAUCAGCUGUAAGGUGAAAAACCCAGUGGCAGAAGUACAACUCUGGGCCUUCAGUUUUCAGGUCUGCAGUCAGAGCCCCGAUAGAGCCAUUAGCUAUGCAGUGAACACCUCUGACCGCACAUGUGUGAACUGUUCCUCGUUACCAUGAUUUACAGUUUUUCAUCACUGACAGUUUGUCUGACAUUUAGAGGCUCAGUUGUCCAGAGGACAGUCCCGACUCAUCAAAUCAGACUUGUUUCUCCAGUAUCGACGUCAUUUCAACUAUACUGCGUUCCCUUAGGGUCACUGAUGUUUGCUCCCUACAUCAGUCUGUCUCAGUUUUUCCCAGUGAAUUUACACUGAUCGCGCUGGGAGAUGCUACUCACGCUCAGCAUGUGUACAUUGUUCGUAUUUGAAUACUGUAUUUUCUCAAUCAAACUGCCUCUAGUGUGAUAAUAUUAA
Molecule: messenger RNA, 5361 nt
Organism: Scleropages formosus (Asian bonytongue)
Lineage: Eukaryota; Metazoa; Chordata; Actinopteri; Osteoglossiformes; Osteoglossidae
Gene: sox5
Product: SRY-box transcription factor 5
Exons: 19
Coding region: 509-2788 (759 amino acids)
Biological process (GO): positive regulation of chondrocyte differentiation; regulation of transcription by RNA polymerase II; cell fate commitment
Cellular component (GO): nucleus
Molecular function (GO): DNA-binding transcription factor activity, RNA polymerase II-specific; RNA polymerase II cis-regulatory region sequence-specific DNA binding
Source: RefSeq, a predicted model, not a curated record